CCUUACAAUACCAAAAUACCAUAAUCUCUCCUUCUUUUCAACCUCAUCCAUUCCACAGAAUUUUCUUCUAUCAUAAGAACCAGAGAGAGAGAGAGAGAGAGAGACAGAGACCAAGAAAAGAGAAGUAAAGGAAACAAUGAUUUCUUUCAGUGAUCUAUACUGUGUCUUAACUGCAGUUGUCCCUCUCUAUGUCACUAUGUUCUUGGCAUAUUUCUCAGUGAAAUGGUGGACGAUCUUCACACCUGACCAAUGUGCUGGGAUCAACAGGUUUGUCGCCAUCUUUGCUGUCCCACUUCUCUCAUUCGAAUUCAUUUCUCGAAUAAACCCAUACAAGAUGGAUCUUCUCUUCAUUGCUGCUGAUGCAGUCUCAAAACUUCUAAUCCUCUUUGUGUUGUUCUCUUGGGCUAAAUUCUCUAAAAGAGGAAGUCUUGAUUGGGCCAUCACCUUAUUCUCACUCUCAACUCUUCCAAACACCCUUGUUAUGGGUAUCCCAUUACUCAAAUCCAUGUAUGGAGAUGACAAAGAAAGUCUAAUGAUUCAAGCUGUGGUUCUACAAUGUGUAGUUUGGUAUACUUUGAUGUUGUUCUUGUUUGAGUAUAGAGCAGCAAGGAAUAUUCUGAUACAGCAAAAGUACUUCAAUGGUACCAAUGGAAUUAUUAACACUGAAAGAAAUAUGGACAACCAUGGAGGAAUUCAAAAGCUUGGAGGUGGCAGUGUUGGUGGUGAAGAUGAGGUUGUCCAUGUUAUUGUAACUACGCCGCCUUUGGGUUCAGGAACAUCAGAUUCUGAUUCACAUUCAUUUCAGAAUUUCAAUAAGGUGGCGCCGGAUUCCAAAGGGUUCAACCCCAUAGUUACUGCAGCAGCAGCCGAAGAAGACGGUAAAGAGUUCCACCUAUUCAUUUGGAGAUGCAGGUGUUGCAAUUCUGAAGGUGUUUGUGAGCAGUCAGUACAAGCUUGCCACAAAGAAGAAGAGAACAAAACAAAAAAAAUUGAUGGAGAGGAAGUGGGUACUCCAGAAGCAAUAAAGGUUACUGAAUAUUCUUCUUCCAUCUCCUCAGAGAUGCUGAAGCAGAUCCUUAAAAUAGUCUGGUUUAAGCUUGUCAAAAACCCAAACUCUUAUGCAAGCAUACUUGGUCUGAGCUGGGCUCUUGCUUCUUGCAGGUGGGGCAUUAAGAAACCCCAAAUUCUUGAAAAUUCAGUCACAAUCUUGUCAAAUGCAGGACUUGGAAUGGCCAUGUUUAGCCUAGGUCUAUUCAUGGCAUUGCAACCUAAGAUCAUAGCUUGUGGGAAUAGAUUAGCAGCUUAUGGAAUGCUUGUGAGGUUUGUUGCUGGACCUGCUGUAAUGGCAGUUGCUUCAAUUGGGGUUGGACUUAGAGGCACAAUUCUAAGAGUCUCCAUUGUUCAAGCUGCCCUACCACAGGGAAUAGUCCCUUUCGUUUUCGCAAGGGAAUAUAAUCUUCACCCUGAUAUGUUAAGCACCGCGGUAAUCUUUGGAAUGAUUGUUUCCCUACCCGUCACAGUACUGUACUACAUCUUACUAGGCCUCUAAGCGACUACCACAAAAAGGC
Telopea speciosissima is the source of this 1568-nucleotide messenger RNA. Its product is annotated as auxin efflux carrier component 7-like. NCBI's taxonomy places the organism in Eukaryota, Viridiplantae, Streptophyta, Magnoliopsida, Proteales, Proteaceae. Gene Ontology annotation, biological process: auxin polar transport; auxin export across the plasma membrane. Gene Ontology annotation, molecular function: auxin efflux transmembrane transporter activity. Gene Ontology annotation, cellular component: plasma membrane; endoplasmic reticulum. The record is from RefSeq and is a predicted model, not a curated record. The transcript has 6 exons. Bases 137 to 1549 code for a protein of 470 amino acids.